Messenger RNA from Aplysia californica (California sea hare), 1574 nucleotides. RefSeq names its product RNA-binding protein 34. Gene Ontology annotation, molecular function: mRNA binding. Bases 109 to 1530 code for a protein of 473 amino acids. Gene Ontology annotation, cellular component: cytosol. The transcript has 12 exons. NCBI's taxonomy places the organism in Eukaryota, Metazoa, Mollusca, Gastropoda, Aplysiida, Aplysiidae. The record is from RefSeq and is a predicted model, not a curated record.
AAGAGCUCAGUUUGUUAGGAAAGAUAAUGAAAGUAGCCUCAUGUCAACGUGCUGAAGUAAACAAGAGAGAGCAGUGUUAAAAAAGUAAACAAGUCUUUUGUUCUGGAAAUGGCAGCAGUAUAUAAGCCAGGACAAGUGGCUGCUGCCCUGUUUUCCAAGAACAAGUCUUCAGCAUCUGAGAAUACUUCUCUCGCAAGUCUUUUUACGGCUACUAAAGCACCAGAUGGGUUUCAGUAUCUCCCUCAGCAUGCAGCUAAAAAAGCGGAUUCCCUGAAAAGACAGGCAGUUUCAGACCAAACAACGGAAGAGAAGAACAACAAAUCUUCUGCAAAGAAAAGGAAAGUACAGAAGGAGAAAGCGACCAGCUCUGAUGAUGUUUCCUCCUCCAAGGCAUCUGAAUCUGGACCUGUGGAGUUUCCUUUUCAACAUGAGACAUUAGCAAAAGUAGCAAAAGAAGAAAAGAAAAUGAAAAGGGUGGUUAAAGAACCCAAGAAAAAGAGAACAAGCUCAGAUCGGAAAAAAGAAGAUGAGAUCGCUGAGAAAAGGCCCAGGAGAAACAGAAAAAGGGACAAGACAGCAGACACACGGACUGUGUUUAUUGGAAAUUGCCCACUCUCAGCUGACAAAAAGGUUCUCAAGAGUUUGUUUAAAGAAUAUGGAGAAAUUGAAUCAAUUCGGUUCAGAUGUGCUCCUGCAGCAGAACCAAAUUUGCCCAGACGAGCAAUUGUAAUCACGAAAAAUUUUCAUGAAAAAGGUAGCAGCUACAUUGCCUACAUUGUGUUCAAAGAUGAUGAAUCAGCUAACAAAGCUUUAGCAAGAAAUGGCUAUGUAUUGGACGAUCAGCACCUCAGGGUAGACAUUGCUGCUUCUGCUAAAAAGCAUGACAAGAAGAGAUCUGUGUUUGUUGGCAAUCUACCAUUUGAUGUGAGGGAAGAGGAACUGAGAAGUCACUUCUUGGACUGUGGUGAUAUCAUCAAUGUGAGGAUAGUGAGAGACAGACAGACCAGUCUUGGCAAAGGGAUCUGUUUCAUUCAAUUUGAGUCCAAAGAUUGCGUAAGCCUGUCCCUGAAGUUGAAUGAGUCGGAAUUCCGGGGGAGACGGCUACGUGUGAUGGCUUGUACAAAAAAGGCAAAAAAGAAAGAGGAAAAGAAUAUGAGUGAUGCUGCCAAGAAGAAGAAACUUACACCAAAGGGGAGUGAAAAGAAAGAAAAGAAAAGGAUUGUCUUCGCACCAAGCAAUGCCACUUCGUCUAAUUUCAAGAGCAUCUUGAAAAACAAGAAGGAAAAGCGUCUGCGCAAACUCAAGAAGGCGGCGAGUGCAAAGAAGGGAGACAAGUUGACAUCCAUUCUGGGUGAGGCUCUGCAGGCUCCUUCAAAAGCGACGAAAAAGGUCAAAAAAAAUCCAGGACAGGGUGCUGGCAAGGGACCACAGAAGGGCUUCAAGGGCAAGGGUCCACAGAAGGGCUUCAAGGGCAAAGGAGGAAAAACAGGAUUCAAGGGGACCAAAAAAUCUAACAAGAAAAAAAGAUGAAAUGUUGCUGUGUAGUUUUACUAUUAAAUUCUAUUAAAUUGAAA